Molecule: messenger RNA, 1313 nt
Organism: Malus domestica (apple)
Lineage: Eukaryota; Viridiplantae; Streptophyta; Magnoliopsida; Rosales; Rosaceae
Product: phenylacetaldehyde reductase
Molecular function (GO): oxidoreductase activity, acting on the CH-OH group of donors, NAD or NADP as acceptor
Source: RefSeq, a predicted model, not a curated record
GAAACUUCAAAACGUAAAAUCUGCAGAGUGAACACACACUCACAUAGAGAGAGAGAUGAGCAGCGGAGAGGGGAAGGUCGUGUGCGUCACCGGUGCGUCCGGUUACAUUGCUUCAUGGCUCGUCAAGCUUCUUCUCCAGCGCGGCUACACCGUCAAGGCCUCCAUUCGCGACCCAAAUGAUCCAACUAAGACAGAGCACUUGCAUGCGCUUGAUGGAGCUCAAGACAGACUUCAACUUUUCAAAGCAAAUCUAUUGGAAGAAGGUUCCUUUGACUCUGCUGUUGAGGGUUGUGAGGGCGUAUUCCAUACUGCAUCCCCCUUUUAUCAUGAUGUCACAGACCCAAAGGCAGAACUACUUGAACCUGCAGUAAAGGGAACCCUUAAUGUUCUUAAUUCGUGUGCGAAAUCACCAUCAAUCAAACGGGUGGUUUUGACAUCUUCUAUAGCCGCAGUUGCAUAUAAUGGAAAACCUCGAACGCCUGAUGUAGUAAUUGAUGAGACUUGGUUUACAGAUCCAGAUGUUUGUAAGGAAUCAAAGCUAUGGUAUGUGCUUUCAAAGACUUUGGCUGAGGAUGCUGCCUGGAAAUUUGUAAAGGAGAAGGGUAUUGACUUGGUUACAAUUAACCCUGCAAUGGUGAUAGGUCCUCUGUUACAGCCAACACUUAAUACAAGUGCUGCAGCAGUUUUGAAUGUUAUUAAGGGAGCUCGAACAUUUCCAAAUGCAAGUUUUGGAUGGAUUAAUGUUAAAGAUGUUGCCAAUGCACAUAUUCAAGCAUUUGAGAGUCCUACCGCUAGUGGCAGAUAUUGUUUGGUGGAGACAGUUGCCCACUUCUCAGAAGUUGUGAGAAUUUUACGUGAGCUGCACCCUACUUUGCAACUUCCAGAGAAGUGUGCGGACGACAAGCCUUUUGUGCCAACAUAUCAAGUCUCCAAGGAGAAGGCGAAAAGCUUGGGUGUCGAAUUUAUUCCACUAGACGUUAGCCUCAAGGAAACAGUUGAAAGCUUGAAGGAAAAAGGUUUUGUCAGUUUCUGAGUCAUUUCAGUACAGUGAAGAUCUUUGCAAUAAGUUCAGUCGCGGUGAAACAUAUUCGCUGCUUCCGGCCAGACGAGAAGGAACCAUAGAGUCCUGUCUAUGUUUCACUUUGUGUUUCCGGUUUAGUGACUUGCACUCCAGCUUCGUCUUUUGGUUUGAGACUUACUCUCCAGCCUGUUGGUUCCUAUAUAUAUCACCAAUGUGUCUGCAGAAGAGAGGAAAUGGAGUAUUGAAUAAAAAUCUUGGGAGUACCCAGUCAACUCACCAUAUCUUAAGAAAA